AUGUCCACGACACUAGCUGCGUGUGAUCGCGCCAAGGCGGCGCUGGACGCCGUCAAAGCCAUGGUCCCGGACUCGGCGCUGGCAGAGAAGUUGCUCAGAAGGCGCUUGUACAACCGCGAACAGCAAAGACGCCAUCGAUACCACAAAGCUGAAGAAGCCGCACGACUUCGUAUCGAAGUUGCUCGGCUCGAGGAUAAAAAAGCAAAGGUCGCGGACGGCAGGCAUGUUGAUGAAACGGACACGAUGCUUCCGUGGAAGGAAGUGUGUUGUGCGAUCCUAGAGUCGAUCGAAGACACGAGCCAAGCGAAUCGCAGCUUGCAAAAACGCAGUCGUCGCAACCAGGACCUGAUACAGCGCAUCACAUCUUGGAUCUCGAGCUGUCGGGUUCCGAUUGUGAGUCAUCUGGACGACAAGAGAACGUGGCGGCAUGUCACCCUACUCAGUCAUCCCCCCACCAGGAAACUCGGCUUCGACUGGAUUACACAGCAAUUGUACUACAACGCGAAUCCAAUGUUCCAGUCGAACAACUUUCCAUCGCUUGCAUCACGUGAAUACCUUGGGGAUUUCCAUUGCGACACCUCCGUUGACGACUCGUUCCAGUAUACGUGGCGUGUUCAACGGGACCUGCACAUUCCAUUUGACCAAGUCGUCCGCACAAUUCAAGACAAAGUCGUGCAUUACCUCAUUGGUGCAGCUUGGUCCAAGGAAUGGUCUACCGUCAACGUUCUGCCGCCGGUUCCAUUAGAUACCCCAUUGCUUCGAGAAAUCGGUGGGAAAAUUGCCUAUGGACGAACGCAUCGCAGUGCCGACGAAGACGUGAAUUUCCUGUGCCGCGAGUUCUCGGAAGAUGGAAAAAUCACGAUCGUGGCACAACACAUUCAUGACGACGAGAACCUCCAACAAUGCAAGGUGCAGUGCAAUCGAAUGUUCUGGUUCGUCGCAGUCCAUGCCCGUCAAACUUUGUAACAUUGUUUCCUCUUCAGGGUGACCGUGGAUCGCAUAUCUGACGACAUCUCGACGUUGCGGGUCCUCUUUUUGAGCUCGCACUACUUCAACCAGGAAGGCAGCGUGCCGUUCGAAGAAGAGUGCCAUUACCAUUGGGGUCUGGACCUGAGUCACAUCGAGAACAACGGCGUCAAGCUGGCGGCCUUCCAUCAACACAUUGCCCGCGCCGGCAAUGAAUUCGUUGGCGCCCUUGUGCCUCUCCUGGACUGUCCUUGAAUGUUGCAGUUUCCGCGCGCUUUGAAAUGGAAAAUACCUCUCAUAUUUAAUAGAUUGACCUCCCAUACUCUAUUUUGGUUGAGCGUGGGUCGUGAAAGUGUCGCGUCGGUUGCCGUGAAUCGGGGACGCCUCGAAGUCUA
This is a messenger RNA of Aphanomyces invadans, 1361 nucleotides long. RefSeq lists its product as hypothetical. Lineage: Eukaryota; Oomycota; Saprolegniomycetes; Saprolegniales; Verrucalvaceae. The coding region runs from base 1 to 966 and encodes 321 amino acids. The record is from RefSeq and is a predicted model, not a curated record. The transcript has 3 exons.